This is a messenger RNA of Botrytis fragariae, 258 nucleotides long. RefSeq lists its product as uncharacterized. The record is from RefSeq and is a predicted model, not a curated record. The transcript is spliced from 2 exons. The coding region runs from base 1 to 258 and encodes 85 amino acids. Lineage: Eukaryota; Fungi; Ascomycota; Leotiomycetes; Helotiales; Sclerotiniaceae.
AUGAGUCAGGCUAAUGUUAAAGCUGGAGAAAGGCACCUGCCAACACAAAGGGGGUGUCUUGAUGUACCAGCACCUCCGAGAGGCGGGCAGAAGCAAAUGGAAUCUUCCUGUCCUUCGACAAGAAAGGUGGCAAAUCUAGUCAAUAAUCAAGGUACAGCGACAGUCAGAUGGAGUAAUGACGAGGAAAAGAAGAAAAGAGAAGUAGUGAUCCCCAAGAAAAAGAUUGUAUAUCAACAGACACCCGAUUCUAAAAAGUAG